GGGGCGGUUCGGGCAGGCUCGGGUGUGGGCGGGCGCAGCCGCCGCCGCCUCUCGCGGGUUCCGUUAGGAGCGGCGGGCGGCCGUUCGCUGGCAGUCGGGCACCGGGAGCCGCCGACGAUGGACACCAAGAAGAAACUCACAGCCCCUCUCAUCUAUGCGGUUUCCAUUGCUGCCAUCGGAUCCCUCCAAUUUGGAUACAACACCGGUGUCAUCAAUGCCCCUGAGAAGAUCAUCCGGGGCUUUUUCAACAGAACCCUGUCAGAAAGGAGCGGGUCGGCGGCCUCCCAAGAACUACUCACCUCCCUGUGGUCACUUUCUGUGGCCAUCUUCUCAGUAGGAGGAAUGAUUGGCUCAUUCUCAGUCAGUCUCUUUGUAAACAGAUUUGGCAGGAGGAACUCCAUGCUGCUUGUGAAUGUCUUGGCCUUUGCUGGUGGCCUUCUCAUGGCCUUCUCUAAGGCAGCAGGAUCGGUGGAGAUGUUCAUCAUUGGCCGCUUUGUCAUCGGCACCUUCUGUGGCCUGUGCACCGGCUUUGUGCCCAUGUACAUCAGCGAGGUGUCGCCCACCAGUCUCCGUGGCGCCUUCGGUACCCUCAACCAGCUGGGCAUUGUUGUGGGCAUCCUGGUGGCUCAGAUCUUUGGACUAGAGGCGAUCAUGGGCACUGAAGGACUUUGGCCAAUGCUUUUGGGGUUCACAAUCCUCCCAGCAAUCAUUCAGUGUAUUGGUCUUCUGUUCUGCCCUGAAAGCCCCCGCUUCCUGUUGAUCAACAAGAUGGAGGAGGAGAAAGCCCAAGCAGUUCUCCAGAAGCUCCGUGGCGAUCGAGAUGUAUCUCAAGACAUCGAGGAGAUGAAAGAAGAAAGUGCUAAAAUGUCCCAGGAAAAGAAAGUAACUGUGCCUGAGCUCUUCCGUUCCCCAAACUACCGUCAAGCCAUUAUCAUUGCCAUCAUGCUGCAGCUCUCCCAGCAGCUCUCAGGCAUCAAUGCUGUGUUCUACUAUUCCACAGGGAUUUUUGAACGAGCUGGUAUCACACAGCCUGUCUAUGCCACCAUUGGAGCCGGUGUGGUGAACACAGUCUUCACUGUGGUGUCGCUGUUCCUGGUGGAGCGUGCUGGCCGCCGGACCCUCCAUUUAGCUGGUUUGGGUGGCAUGGCUGUGUGUGCUGCUAUUAUGACUGUGGCUUUGGCUCUGAAGGAUGUCGUGGACUGGAUCAGAUACAUCAGCAUUGUUGCCACUUUUGGCUUUGUGGCUCUUUUUGAGAUUGGCCCUGGCCCUAUCCCGUGGUUCAUUGUGGCAGAACUCUUCAGCCAGGGCCCACGACCUGCAGCUGUGGCAGUGGCUGGUUGUUCCAACUGGACCUCCAAUUUCUUGGUGGGAAUGCUCUUCCCCUAUGCCGAGAAACUAUGUGGCUCCUAUGUCUUCCUCAUCUUCCUUGUUUUCCUGGUCAUCUUCUUUGUCUUCACCUUCUUCAAAGUGCCAGAGACCAAGGGCAGGACUUUUGAAGAGAUCUCCAGAGUCUUUGAAGGACGAGGAACCGGCUCACCCCAGAAGAUGGAGAUGAACAAAGCUGCCUAAGAGCCACGAUGAUGCACCCAUUCUUUAACUCUUUCAUGCUUAAAGAGUCAUUAAAGGAAUGAGCAAAGAAAACCAUGAGAACUGGGACGUUUUUCCCCUCCUCAAUUGCUGCUAUAUUCUUCUUUUCACCCACAUGCUCGCCCAUUCUGCCAGGCUUGCCAGCAUUAAGCAAUUCUGAUAUGGGUGAUCUGCCAUACUGGAAAGCACCUGGCACUUGCAAAAAUAAUCUCAUCUUUCCUGCCACAAACAUCAGGAGAACAGAGAAGAGCUGGCAAUAUUUUUACUUUUCUCACAUAAGAUUGCCAUUUGGGGUUAACAUACUUAUGCACACAGUGACCUUUAUGUAUUUGACCCUAAUUACUAUUUUUGUAGUGAGUUGAAGUGACCCGCUAAACAAGUCCCCAGCCCUUUGAGUCUACUCUGUGUGUGUGUGUAUGGUGUUACACUGGAAUUUAGCAAGCUUACCAAAAAGCCAUCGUGCUUUUUCCUAUCCAGUGUGCACUCUUUUUAGCCUCAGGAAAAAGGGGACCAAGUCACAUGCAUAUUUUUUCCUGCUCUUUUAUUUUUUGUAUAGACAGACUGAAAGCAUACUUUACUUCAGUUUAUUUAUUUGUAUGUCACUUUGUAAAUAUUUAUUUUUUUAAUGGUGUACAAAAAUGUACAGAUAAAGAAAUUGGAGAGGUUUAAGAGAAAUAGCUAUUCUAACAAAAGAUGCUGUAGACUUGAGGUGCAAUAAGACUGUAAAGGGGAAAUGUACUAAAAGGAGAUUGAGCAUUUUAGGUGGUAUGUACAGCAGAGCCAAUUAUGCACAUCACCUUGAAGUUAUUUGUGCCCUCUGGAAAGAAAUUCGAGGAGCUCUGUACUUGUGAGAAGAGGUAUGUUUCUGCACUAAAAUCUGUUAUUAGGGAUUUUUGGUGGCUAUUUUAAAUAAUUGUUCUCAAGUGUUGAUAAGAGUGCGAUAUUGCAUCUUAAAAUGGAUUUUGUUGGAUUAUGUUUUCAGACAUGGUUUUAAGCAUUCUAUGGAUGACUGAGGGUGGUGAUUGCAAACCAGAAGGUAAUUUUUCCUGCCUUCUCUUAAUUUUAUUUCUUUUUGGCUUCUCUGUUAUAGUCUAGUACAUCAUAAGUUCUGAAACUAG
Melozone crissalis (California towhee) is the source of this 2705-nucleotide messenger RNA. Its product is annotated as solute carrier family 2, facilitated glucose transporter member 3. Gene Ontology annotation, biological process: monosaccharide transmembrane transport. Lineage: Eukaryota; Metazoa; Chordata; Aves; Passeriformes; Passerellidae. Gene Ontology annotation, cellular component: membrane. Gene Ontology annotation, molecular function: hexose transmembrane transporter activity. Bases 118 to 1569 code for a protein of 483 amino acids. The transcript has 10 exons. The record is from RefSeq and is a predicted model, not a curated record.